Orbicella faveolata is the source of this 1128-nucleotide messenger RNA. RefSeq lists its product as uncharacterized. NCBI's taxonomy places the organism in Eukaryota, Metazoa, Cnidaria, Anthozoa, Scleractinia, Merulinidae. The record is from RefSeq and is a predicted model, not a curated record. Gene Ontology annotation, molecular function: protein binding; metal ion binding.
AUGUGGCUCAAUUUUUUUCCUUCAGAAAAAUAUCCAGGUGACCCUCCUUCCAUCAGUUGUGUUACGGAAGACAAUCAACCUGUUCAUACAGAACUGGAAUCACUGCUGUACAACAGUGCACAACAAAGCUGUGGGGACGUCAUGAUUUACAAUCUUGUAGAAGAAGCUAAUGACUGGAUAAAGAAACAUGAAUUUGCUGAGCAAACAACAUCUUCUCAAGGAGAGGAGAAGUCAUGUGAAGAUGUCGCCACCAUAUGUAAAUUCUUCUUGGAAGGGAAAUGUAGAUUUGGAAACAAGUGCUUUAAUAAGCAUGAAGAACCAACAAGUGUUAACAGUGACACAAGAGAUGGCUCAUUGCACUCACAAAUAUCUGGUGAAGAGACUGAAAAAUUGUCAACUCAAGCUAAUGAAAAGCCAAACGGAGCUUCAAAUGCUGCUAAGAGCUUGGGAAACAGAAAUGCUGAAACAAAGGGGGCUGAAGGCUCUAAAAAGAAACCUCCAAUGAAAACGGCAAGCGACGUCAUAUCCAGAAUUCAAUGGGAUGAAGAGCUGUCACCAAAGGACUUUGUUGUUGGUUAUUUGGAUCGCUUUAUUGGAAUCAUGGAAAAAUCUUUCACAGACUUUUCAUGGGAGGACCUUGCUUCUGUCGACCAUUUUGUGGACCUUGCAAUCCCUAGACACAGAAUUCAGUACUUCAAGUAUCGAGGUGAAAUAGUGUGGGACAAAAGGGAACGCAUCGAUAGAGUCUUUGGUUCUACAGGUAGCAAGGAGACCAUUUUAGAUGUGAAAAAGAGAACUGGUAACAAACAGGACUCUGACGAAGGGCAGUCUACAACUGAGACUGAUGGUGCAAGUUGUGUUGCUUCUGAACUUCCCAAGCCUGUGAAGGAAAAGAAUGGCCCAAACUAUUUUAUUGCUGUGCAGAUUUCAGAUGAAGGCAUAAUUGACAGCAUCAUUAAGAUUCAAAAUACCAUCCAAGUUGAGCUUGGUCAAGAAGCAGAGUAUGAGCUGAUUCCAAAAGAACGUCUACACAUAACCCUGCUGAUGUUAACUUUACACACUGAAGAUCAUGUAGCCACUGCCAAGAGUAUUCUCAAGUCAGUCCAACCCUUGUUGGUGUCCAUUCUU